Molecule: messenger RNA, 1026 nt
Organism: Striga asiatica
Lineage: Eukaryota; Viridiplantae; Streptophyta; Magnoliopsida; Lamiales; Orobanchaceae
Source: the annotation of a GenBank genome assembly
UUUCGAAACACUCGAGCUUCCACUGAGCGCGCUCCAUGGCGGGAAGCGAUUCACGGAAGCCGCUCCUCACGCUCAUUCGCGACUUCUCCUCCGAAAAAUCUCAAGGAGAGAGACGAAUCGUGAAUCAGAAGAAGCGAAUCGAGGAGCUGAGAUCCGAGCUGGAUGCAUCGAGCGCGGAGCUAGAGGACGCGAAGCGCCGUAAGGAGACGACUGAGCAACUGCUCAAAGGCUUUGAAGUUGAAUUAUCCAUGAAUGAGGUUUCCAUUCAGGCGCUAGAGGCGAGGAUUUCUGUGACGAACAGUGAGAUAUCAAGACUGGGGGCUGAAUUGGCGGCUCUCAAGAGUGAAGAGAGUUCCGCACGAGAUGAAUUUAUUCGGAAAAUGCUUGAGCUAAAUGCAGAGAUAAGGAAAUUUCAGGAGUUGCUAUCCUCCCCUCCCAAUGUGGUGGAUUUCUCUAAUGCACCUUUGAUUUGUGAUCAAGAUGCUCAACAAGCCGGAAUGGUUCCACAGAAUAAACUUGCUGAAAUAAUCUUGCUUACUGACAAGGGAGAAGAACAAUACAAAGCUGAACAAGUGUUUCAUGGCCAGAUCCUACAGGAGCUUACUAAUUUGGAAAAGAAAGCACCGCUGUUGGAGUCUCUGACUUCAGAACUGGAAAGGAAGUUUGCUGCUCUUGGUGAUGAACUGCAGAAGAGGGUUUUAUGUCCCCACUGUCAUCAAGAUAACUCAGAAGAACUUGGCGAAAUCUUUCAGAUAAGUGGUGGAAGCUAACAUACUCUCCUCCAGUAAGUAAUUUUCUUGAGUCACGUUAUAACUCCUCGAUCUUUGUGUGGCCACUAAAUGCGAACAAAGGAAACUAAGUACUCAAAUUGUUCAUAUACCAAAUCACUCACAUCCAUACUGUCGUAGCUAUGAGAAAUCCCGUACCAUACUGAGACUUAAUAUUGCAUGCUUGUAUUUUAUGGAUAUUGAUGCACAGAGCUUUUUCUGCCUCCGCACAUUCAAAAUAUUAAGGCUAUGAUUGGAU